ACAACACCACAUUCCAAAACACACUUAAAAAAACCUUCAAAGAACAAUGAAACACCACAGACUACUAAACCUCCUCCUGGCCUCUCUCCUAGCCUCCAUUAUCCAACCCUGCAUCGGCGGCGACGGCGACAACCUCUACGACGUCUGCCCAAGCGACGCCGCGAACCAAAAAAUGUUCUUCAAUGGCUACCCGUGCAAGGCGCCCUCGGACGUGGCAGCGUCGGACUUCAAGUCGUCCCUGCUGGGGUCGGCCGGGGACAUGGACAACUUCUACCGGUCGUCCGUGACCCUGGCGACAGCCGCAGAGUUCCCCGGGCUGAACACGCUGGGGCUGUCUGCGGCCAGGACGGACAUGGACGUGGACGGGAUGGUGUUGCCGCACGCCCACCCGCGCGCCUCGGAGAUGAUGUUCGUGAGGGCCGGGGUGGUGGCGGCCGGGUUCGUGGAUUCGACGAACCAGGUGUUUCAGAAGCGGCUGGGGGAGGGGGAGGUGUUCGUGUUUCCGAAAGGGCUGCUGCAUUUCUGCUUCAAUGCUGGGUUUGAGCCGGCCACGAUUUUCUCUGUGCUUAAUAGCCAGAAUCCCGGGAUCGCUAGCGUGUCGGGUGCCAUGUUUGGGGGGAAAGGGAUGAUGGAGAAGCUCAAGGCUGUUUCUAUGGAGGAUUUGAAUGGGGUUAGCAGCGUGGAGUUGUUCUGGGAGUAGUAGGGACUUUUUUAAGAUUUGGUUAACCUAUUUUACUUAAAGCUUUUAAUGCCAUCUUUUAUUUUUAUUUUUUUGCUAAUUCUCUUAAUUUUUCUAACAGUAUGGCCUAGUUGUGCCACAUAAAAGACGUGUUUAGAGAUGGAGAAAAUUGAAAGAUGGUAAAAGUCGUGUUGUGAGUGAAAAUUAGAGUAGAUAGUGUGCUUUGUGUGACUAUUUUAUUGAUCAUGCAUUAGGGAUGCUUUUGGUGUAUGUAUUGUACAUGAGUUGAUUUGGUUUUCGGACAAUAUUUUAAUGUAAUUAAACGCUUGUAUUUAUUUGAAGUUUGUGAUCUUGGAAUGAAUAAUUUGUACUA
This is a messenger RNA of Salvia hispanica, 1052 nucleotides long. RefSeq names its product RmlC-like cupins superfamily protein. The record is from RefSeq and is a predicted model, not a curated record. NCBI's taxonomy places the organism in Eukaryota, Viridiplantae, Streptophyta, Magnoliopsida, Lamiales, Lamiaceae. Gene Ontology annotation, molecular function: manganese ion binding.